GGUUGUCAAAACGUUAACAGCUCGGUAGUGUCACUCCGUUAAAACAAAGCGAAAUAAAUAGUUAGAAGAAGAAGUUUCCACUAAAAACAAUCUCAAGUGAUAGACAAAGUGAUAAAAAGUGUUCAAAAUAAUAGUUUCGGUGCGAAAAGCCGAUUAUAAAAGCAUAUUUCGGGACAAAUAAGGAGCGGAUAUUUAGAGGUUACGAUUUAAGCAGAGACAAGCAGUGACAGUUAAGUUAACGUCCAACUGUCAUCAUAGUGUUGCCAGAGUGCAGAGUCAAUAUCCUACUAAAACUACGUUCCAUUCUACGCACAUCAAAAUAUGGAAGCGCAAUUUGAACUCUAUUUUGCAAAAAUGCAAAUAGAAAUGCAGAACCAAACCGAAUUAAUCACAAAUCGAAUAACUGAAAAAAUAGAUGAAAAACUAAAACCUUUUAUAGAAGAAAACGAAAAAUUAAAAAAGAAGGUGGACUUACUCGAGAAGAAAAUAGAAUUUAUGGAAAACGAAAAGAAAAACAAAAACAUAAUUAUACACGGGCUGAACGAAGGGGAGAAAUCUAUGAUAGAACUUAUCAAAAAGGUGCAAGAACAAUUCCUGACCGAACUCAACAUAUCCAUUGAAGCUUCUGACAUAAAUAAAAUGUACCGCAUUGGAAAGGAAAAAACUAGCGGAAAACCAAGACCUACUGUUCUGUCCUUUGUAAACGGAUGGAAAAAGGCAGAAGUACUAAGAAACAAGAACAAGUCUAAAGUUUUACAACUCGCAGAAGAUUACUCCAAAGCGGUUUUAGAAAAAAGGAAAGCAUUAAUACCUCAAUUAGUUGAAGAAAGGAACAAGGGAAAGGUGGCUUAUAUAAAAUACGACAAGUUAAUAAUCAAAGAUAACCCAGACAAGAGAGAAAACAGAAAAAGAGAGCUGUCUACUUCCCCUUCAAGCAACUCUCAACCGAAGAAACAACAGAAUGCUACCUCGUCAUCGUCACUACAUAAUAAAACGAAUGCCUUUGAUCUGAUGAGAGCCAGAUCUAACUCAAACUCCUAUGAAUAUGCGAGGCAGCGGUCAGCAAACGGACUGGAUGAAACAUCAUAGCAACUAAAGCAACAACAAA
This is a messenger RNA of Cydia amplana, 1108 nucleotides long. RefSeq lists its product as uncharacterized. NCBI's taxonomy places the organism in Eukaryota, Metazoa, Arthropoda, Insecta, Lepidoptera, Tortricidae. Bases 322 to 1089 code for a protein of 255 amino acids. The transcript has a single exon. The record is from RefSeq and is a predicted model, not a curated record.